GGCCGCGUCGGGCUGUUCCGCAACCCCGCGCUGCAGCGGCAGCUGACGGCGGAGGGUCUGCAGGCCCUGGCGGAGCACCUGGUGGCCGCGGGCGCGGCGGCCUGGGCCGACGGCGACCGCACGAGGCUCCUGAUGUACUGGCGCAUGCCAG
Prorocentrum cordatum is the source of this 151-nucleotide messenger RNA. The record is from the annotation of a GenBank genome assembly. Lineage: Eukaryota; Dinophyceae; Prorocentrales; Prorocentraceae.